This is a messenger RNA of Acaromyces ingoldii, 1247 nucleotides long. RefSeq names its product NAD(P)-binding protein. Bases 186 to 1247 code for a protein of 353 amino acids. Gene Ontology annotation, molecular function: oxidoreductase activity, acting on NAD(P)H, oxygen as acceptor. Gene Ontology annotation, cellular component: intracellular anatomical structure. The record is from RefSeq and is a predicted model, not a curated record. Lineage: Eukaryota; Fungi; Basidiomycota; Exobasidiomycetes; Exobasidiales; Cryptobasidiaceae. The transcript has 7 exons.
CGGUUACAUACAACCUCGUUUAAAGUUUUCGUACUGACGUCGUGCCCCGCCAGCGAAAUCGAUCUAUCGUUUGCCACUGUCUGGCCUCGCCUCGGAUCAGAAGAACCCAAAGUCGCUUGGACAGCUCCAACAUAUCGACUUUUAUCUCCUCCAGACAUCGACUGCCGUCCUCAUCCCCGUUCAGUAUGGCCUCCUUGUUUAACAUUGCUCGCUCCGGCGCAGCUCGAUCCUCGCUCAGAGCCGUGGCGGCUCCCCGUGUGGCCGCCGCCGCCCGCAUGGCCGCGCCCGGCUCCGCGACGGCUAUGCGCAACACCUUCGUCACUUGGGCGCCCUCCUCGGAGCCCAAGCUCAGUGAGAUCCAAAAGAACCCGGGUAUGCCCCCGUCGACGGAGAACAUCGGUGUCGAUGCCAUUCUUCGCGAGAACCCAGCCGACGGAGACACGCACACGACGACCAUCUUCUCGGAGUUCUCUCUCGAGGGCAAGACGGCAUGCGUCACUGGUGGAAACGGUGGCCUCGGUCUUGAAAUGGCCCUCGCCUUCGUCGAAGCUGGUGCCCAUGUCUACGCUGUCGACGUGCCCGAGCAGCCCUCAGAGGAGUUCAAGAUUGUCGCCGAGCACUGCCGCAUAAUGAACCGCGACCUCAAGUACAUCUCUGCCUCGGUCACCAACGACGAGGAGAUCAACGCCGUCAUGGAAUUCAUCGUCAAGGACUCGGGCACCGACUCGAUGGACGUGUGCGUUGCCGCUGCCGGUAUCCUCGGCACCUACGAUGCCCUUGACUACCCCGUCGAGGACUUCAAGAAGAUCUUCGAUGUCAACACCACUGGUGUCUUCCUCACGGCCCGAGCUGCCGCCCGCAUGAUGCACAAGCAAAAGGAUGUCCACGGCUCCAUCAUCCUCAUUGCUUCCAUGUCAGGUUCCAUUGUCAACCGUGACCACCACUGGGUGGCAUACAAUGCCUCCAAGUCGGCCGUACUCCAGAUGGGCCGUAACCUCGCCGCCGAGUGGGGCCCCAAGAACAUUCGUGUCAACACCAUCUCGCCCGGUCACAUUCGCACUCGCAUGACGUCCGUCUACCUUGACGCUAACCCCCACCUUUUGACCAAGUGGAGCACGUCGAACCCUCUUGGCCGCCUGGGCCGCUCUGCUGAGAUGCGCGGUGUCGCCGUCUGGCUGGCCAGCUCGGCCUCGAGCUUCUGCAACGGUAGCGACAUUGUCGUUUCGGGUGGCCACCAGAUCUGGUAA